Molecule: messenger RNA, 1820 nt
Organism: Pezoporus occidentalis (night parrot)
Lineage: Eukaryota; Metazoa; Chordata; Aves; Psittaciformes; Psittacidae
Product: transcription factor p65-like
Exons: 8
Biological process (GO): response to cytokine; cellular response to stress; non-canonical NF-kappaB signal transduction
Cellular component (GO): cytoplasm
Molecular function (GO): DNA-binding transcription factor activity, RNA polymerase II-specific; RNA polymerase II cis-regulatory region sequence-specific DNA binding
Source: RefSeq, a predicted model, not a curated record
UCCAAACCACUCCAAACCAGUCCAAUCCAAUCCAAACCAGUCCAAUCCAAUCCAAACCAGUCCAAUCCAAUCCAAACCACUUCAAACCAGUCCAAACCAGUCCAAUCCAAUCCAAACCAGUCCAAUCCAAUCCAAACCAAUCCAAUCCAAUCCAAACCAGUCCAAACCAACCCAAACCAGUCCAAUCCAAUCCAAACCACUCCAAACCAAUCCAAACCAGUCCAAACCGAUCCAAACCAGUCCAAUCCAAUCCAAACCAGUCCAAACCAAUCCAGACCUGUCCAACCCAGUCCAAACCAGUCCAAACCAGUCCAACCCAGUCCAACCCAGUGCAUUCCCCCCCCCCCCAGGUGAACAACUACCGGGGCCCGAGCCGGGUGCGGGUGUCGCUGGUGACCAAGGACCCCCCCCAUCGCCCUCACCCCCACGAGCUGGUGGGCAAGGAUUGCCACGACGGCUACUACGAGGCUGAGCUGCCCCCCGAGCGCAGCGUGCACAGUUUCCAGAACCUGGGCAUUCAGUGCGUGAAGAAGCGGGAGCUGGAGGCGGCCGUGGCCGAGCGCAUCCGCACCAACAACAACCCCUUCAAUGUGCCAGCAGAGCAGCGGGGGGGCGAGUACGACCUGAGCUCGGUGCGGCUCUGCUUCCAGGUGUGGGUGCGGGGUGCGGGGGGGGGGUGGCUCCCGCUGCCCCCCCUCCUGUCCCAGCCCGUCUAUGACAACCGCGCCCCCAGCGCGGCCGAGCUGCGGAUCUGCCGCGUGAACCGGAACUGUGGGAGCUGCCGGGGGGGGGACGAGAUCUUCCUCCUGUGCGACAAAGUGCAGAAAGAGGACAUCGAGGUGCGGUUCUGGGCCGAGGGCUGGGAAGCUCGCGGCUCCUUCGCGCAGGCCGACGUCCACCGCCAGGUCGCCAUCGUGUUCCGGACGCCCGCGUUCCUGGAUCCCGGCCUCCGGCACCCGCGCAGCGUCCGCAUGGAGCUGCAGCGCCCGUCCGACCGCCAGCGCAGCGCCCCAGUGGAGUUCCGCUACCUGCCCCAUCAGGGGGACCUGCAGUGCAUCGAGGAGAAGCGCAAGCGCACCCGGGACACCUUCCGCUCCUUCGUGCAGCGCAGCCCAAUGCCCGGUCUCGCCCCCCCCGAGCCCCGCCCCCCCCGGCGCUUCGCGGUGCCCUCGCGGCCCUGCCCGGCCCCACAGCCCCCCCCCUCCAUGGCCCCCCCCCCUUGUUUCGGGGUCCCGGGGGGGGCGCUGGGGGAAGCUCCGCCCCCGGCCCCGCCCCCCCCCGCAGCCGAGCCCUUGGCCGAGGCCCUGCUGCAGCUGCAGGUGGCUGAGGAAGGUUCCAUUCCGGACGCGGGGGGGGGGGUGUCCCCAUUGGACCUGGGGGUGCUCUUGGGGGACCCCCAGUUCCCCCCCUUGGAGACCAUCAACGCUGCCGAGGUGCAGCGGCUGCUGGGGCCCCCCGAUCCCACCCCUCCGCCUUUUGGGGACCCCCCAUUGGCUUUUGGGGGGGCGGAUGGAGGAGGUGGCGGGGUACCCGCUCCCCCCCCGGCCAUGCUGAUGUCGUAUCCCGAAGCCAUCGCUCGCCUGGUGCAGGGGGGGGACGGGGCUGGGGGAGGGGGGGGGGCGGCCCAGUUUGGGGGGGCAGGGUCCCAGUUUGGGGUUGGGGGGUCCCAGUUUGGGAGUGGGGGGGUGGAAGUGAUGGGGGGAGCGGAUGUAGGGGGGGGGUGCCCUGAUUUGGGGGGGGGGGCGGACCCCGAGGAUUCGUUGCCCUCCCUGGGGGACCUGGACUUCAGUGCUUUGCUCAGCCACUUCCCCUCCUCCUAA